Filobasidium floriforme is the source of this 1585-nucleotide messenger RNA. RefSeq names its product Pkinase-domain-containing protein. Lineage: Eukaryota; Fungi; Basidiomycota; Tremellomycetes; Filobasidiales; Filobasidiaceae. The transcript has 11 exons. The record is from RefSeq and is a predicted model, not a curated record. Gene Ontology annotation, molecular function: cyclin-dependent protein serine/threonine kinase activity; ATP binding. Gene Ontology annotation, cellular component: cytoplasm; nucleus. Gene Ontology annotation, biological process: protein phosphorylation. Bases 342 to 1544 code for a protein of 400 amino acids.
GACGAAACGCCUCCUCCUUGAACCUCCACAUCCACUUCGACUUGCUAGCUGCCAGGAUGCCCAACUGCUAGGUACUAGCUACUAGAUCACAUUCAGGCUGCCUCGCCACAUGCUCGAAUAGGCCAUAGAUCAUCUUGAUCACUCCCUUCGAGCCGCCCCUCUUCCGUAAUUCACCGAUUCGAGGACAUCGACACCCCUGACAGGUAAUAGCGAUCUAACGAUCACGAGCGAGCUUUCGACACUCCACGCACGGUCGUCCAACUUCGGCUCACUCGCAGAUCUGGUCCGAUCGUCUCAUCUGACCUGUAGCUCGUAGCGAGGGGAAAGCAAGGUCGGAUACCAUGAACUAUAUCCAGCUAGAGAAGUUAGGCGAAGGGACCUACGCGACGGUGUACAAGGGUCGUUCCCGGACGACGCAAGAGAUUGUCGCGCUCAAAGAGAUUCACCUGGAUGCCGAGGAAGGCACGCCUAGUACGGCCAUCAGGGAGAUCAGCUUGAUGAAGGAGUUGAAGCACCCGAAUAUAGUCAGGCUGCACGAUGUGAUACACACCGAGACCAAGUUGAUUCUCAUCUUCGAGUAUUGUGAGCACGAUUUAAAGCGGCACAUGGAUCUGCACGGGGAUAGGGGUGCGCUGGAUCUCCAGGUCGUCAAGAGUUUCAUGCACCAGCUGCUCAAGGGUAUCGCGUUCUGCCACGACAACCGGGUCUUGCAUCGAGAUCUCAAACCGCAGAACUUGUUGAUCAACAAGCGAGGAGAGCUCAAGAUCGGGGAUUUCGGGUUGGCCAGGGCGUUUGGUGUGCCGGUGAAUACGUUUAGUAACGAGGUAGUCACGCUGUGGUACCGAGCGCCGGACGUUUUGCUCGGAUCGAGAACUUACAGCACUAGCAUCGAUCUUUGGAGCGCGGGCUGCAUCUUUGCCGAGAUGAUCUCGGGGGUGCCCAUCUUCCGAGGACGGGACAAUACCGACCAGCUAAACCAGAUCAUCCGGGUUUUGGGAACGCCGGACGAUAGGACGAUGAGGAAGAUUAUGCAGGAUUCCCCCGAGGUUCAAGGUCGAGCUCUGCAUCGAUACCCCCGCCAGGACCUUCGCGGCCUGAUCCCGAGGGCUCCGAAGGAGGCUAUCGAUCUGCUCGAGGGACUGUUGGAGUUUGAGCCAUCGCAGCGUUUGACAGCUCACGAGGCACUGCGUCAUCCGUAUUUCCUCUCAAACACGGCCAGUCCCGGAUUGGCCAGUAAUGGGGCCGUUUCGGCACAACAGCAACAACAGGCAGCCAUGCUGCAUCAGCAGGCAAUUAUCAGACAGCAACAGGAGCAGGCCAUCCGCGCGCAAAUGCAACAGCAAUCUGCUCAACAGCAGUAUCAGCAACAGCAACAGUCGACCGCUCAGCAGUCGGCACACCAGCAGCGCCUCUUGCAACAACACCAACAGCAGCAUAUGAACGAACUCGCUGCGCAGCAGCAAGCGGCGGCGAGGCAACAACAGGCUUAUUACGGACAACAGCAGCAGCAACAGCAACAGCAACAACCGCCUUCGGGCUACUAGAUACCCUUGCCGGGGCUGACGAGAGCAAUGGAAAUGAAAAU